AUGUGCAUAGCUGUGAGCAACUCAGCACGAAAUGACGUGGUGGGAGGUGGCGGAGCGAUCGAGGUUACGGCCAACGGCGACGGCGAGGCACGACGCGGCACCUUUUCGCUCACAGUGGGAUGGAGCGCCGAACAAAAUCCAUACUCAGGAGAAUUGGCAACAUUGGCACACGCAUUAACCGGCAUGCCUGAUGUCAGGCACCGCCGUGUGGCACUUCUAACCACUAACCAGGCAGUCGCCCUUACUCUUCGCACCCCCCGACAACACUCCGGUCAGGAACAUGUCCGCUCUAUCUACAAUAGCAUCAAACGGCUAUGGAAAAACGGAAAUGACAUAUUGGUAGUUUGGAUUCCUAGCUCCAGCCAAGACAAGACCCUACUGUUGGCCAAGCGGGAGGCAAGGCAAGCGACUAAGCAGGGCUCCAUUCCCAGUCGCCAGGCCUCUAUUAUGAAAUCCACUACCCUCAACCUCGAGAGAAAGAGAAUCGAGACUCAGAGGAGUUUGCCGGAUCGGGUAGGCAACCACACCAAGAAGGUGGAUGCAGCCCUCCCAGGUGCGCACACUCGACAGCUAUAUGACAACCGACCAUGGACGGAGCGUAGCAGUAUCGUCAAUGCUGUGUGA
Molecule: messenger RNA, 624 nt
Organism: Cordyceps fumosorosea ARSEF 2679
Lineage: Eukaryota; Fungi; Ascomycota; Sordariomycetes; Hypocreales; Cordycipitaceae
Exons: 2
Coding region: 1-624 (207 amino acids)
Molecular function (GO): nucleic acid binding
Source: RefSeq, a predicted model, not a curated record